Molecule: messenger RNA, 5605 nt
Organism: Heterocephalus glaber (naked mole-rat)
Lineage: Eukaryota; Metazoa; Chordata; Mammalia; Rodentia; Bathyergidae
Gene: Ahr
Product: aryl hydrocarbon receptor
Biological process (GO): regulation of transcription by RNA polymerase II; response to xenobiotic stimulus; xenobiotic metabolic process
Cellular component (GO): aryl hydrocarbon receptor complex; nucleus
Molecular function (GO): protein dimerization activity; nuclear receptor activity; transcription cis-regulatory region binding
Source: RefSeq, a predicted model, not a curated record
GGCCCGCCCCGCGCCCGGCCCGCCCCGCGCCGGCCCGGCGGCUCUCACCUGCGCGGCGGACUGGGGCAGGGGCUGGGGACCGGGCGGCACCAUGAACAGCGGCGGCGCCAACAUCACCUACGCCAGCCGCAAGCGGCGGAAGCCCGUGCAGAAAACAGUAAAACCAAUCCCGGCCGAAGGAAUCAAGUCAAAUCCUUCCAAGCGACAUAGAGAUCGACUUAAUACAGAGUUGGAUCGUCUGGCUAGCCUGCUGCCUUUCCCGCAAGAUGUUAUUAAUAAGCUGGACAAACUUUCAGUUCUUAGGCUCAGUGUCAGUUACCUGAGAGCUAAAAGCUUCUUUGACGUUGCAUUAAAAUCCUCUGCUGACAGAAAUGGAGGCCAGGAUAACCGCAGAGCAUGGUUCAGAGAUGGCCUGGAUUUGCAAGAAGGAGAAUUUUUCUUACAGGCUCUGAAUGGCUUUGUAUUGGCUGUCACUACAGAUGCUUUGGUCUUUUAUGCGUCUUCAACUAUACAAGAUUACUUGGGCUUUCAGCAAUCUGAUGUCAUACAUCAGAGUGUAUAUGAAUUUAUCCAUACUGAAGAUCGAGCUGAAUUUCAGCAUCAGCUCCAUUGGGCAUUCAACUCACAAGAUACAGACUCUGGACAAGCAAUUCAUGAACCUCAUGGUCUCUCACAGCCAGGAGUCUCUUAUAUCCCAGACCAGAUUCCUCCAGAAAACUCUUCUUUUAUGGAGAGGUGCUUCAUAUGCCGACUAAGGUGUUUGCUGGAUAAUUCAUCUGGCUUUCUGGCAAUGAAAUUCCAAGGAAGGUUAAAGUAUCUUCAUGGACAGAACAAGAAAGGGAAAGAUGGAUCAAUACUUCCUCCUCAGCUGGCUUUGUUUGCUAUAGCCACUCCACUUCAGUCACCAUCCAUACUUGAAAUUCGAACCAAAAAUCUCAUUUUUAGAACCAAACACAAACUGGAUUUUACACCUAUUGGUUGUGAUGCCAAAGCCCAGAUUGUUUUAGGUUACACUGAAGCAGAACUGUGCUCAAGAGGAUCGGGAUAUCAGUUUGUUCAUGCUGGGGAUAUGCUUUACUGUGCCGAAUCCCAUAUCCGGAUGAUGAAGACUGGAGAAAGUGGCAUGACAGUUUUCAGGCUUCUUCUGAAACAUAACCGGUGGGCUUGGAUACAGUCCAAUGCACGUGUAGUCUAUAAAAAUGGAAGACCGGAUUAUAUCAUUGCAACUGUACGAGCUCUGACAGAUGAAGAAGGAAGAGAGCAUUUACAAAAACGCAAUAUGUCAUUCCCUUUUAUGUUUACCACUGGAGAAGCUGUGUUGUACGAGACCAGCAACACUUUUCCUCCUAUGAUGGAUCCCUUACCAAUACGGACUAAAAGCAGCACUAGUGGACAAGACUCUGCUACCAAAUCAACUGAGAAUAAGGAUUCCCUUCAUCCCAGUUCCCUCUUGGCUGCUGUGAUGCCACAAGAUGAGUCUAUUUAUCAUUACCCUGCUUCAAAUACUGCACCUUUUCAAACAAAUUUUUUUAACGAUUCUGUGAUUGAAUGCAGUAAUUGGCAAGAGAAUAUUGUACCACUGGGAUGUGAUAAUAUCCCCAAACAUAGACAAAUUGGACAGUCUCAGGAGAUGAACCCAGUGUUCUCUGGAAGUCAUGCAGGGCCCUUUCCAGAUAAUAAAAAUAGUGAAUUGUACAGCAUUAUGAAAAACCUAGGCAUUGAUUUUGAAGAUAUCAAGCGCAUGCAGAAUGAGGAAUUUUUCAGGACUGACAUGUCUGGUGAGGUUGACUUCAGAGACAUAGACAUAAGGGAUGAAAUACUGACAUAUGUCCAAGAUUCUUUAAGUAAGUCUUCAUUCCUGAGUUCAGAGUACGAACAGCAACAGGCUGUGACCCUGAAUUCAAGCUGUAUGGUACAAGAACAGCUAGAGUUAGAACAGCAGCAGCUUCAGCACCAUGAAAAGCAAAUAGUAGUGGAAGCACAGCAACAACUGUGUCAGAAAAUGAAACAUAUGCAAGUUAAUGGCCUGCUUAGGAAUUGGAGCUCUAACCCAUCCAUGCCUUUCAGUUGUCCUCAGCAAGACCUUCAACAGUAUAGUGUGUUUCCAGACUUAAAUGGGGAGAAUCCAGAGUUUCCCUGCAAAUCUGAGCUGGACACCAUGCCUUAUACACAGAACAUUGUUCCCUGUGACCAGUCUGUCUUACCCCAGCAUUCCAAAUGUACACAGUUAGAAUUUCCCAUAGGGAAUUUUGAACCAUCCCUAUACCCUACAACUUCUAAUGUAGAAGAUUUUGUCACUUGUUUACAAGUUUCUGAAAACCAAAGACAUGGAAUAAAUCUACAGUCCACCAUAGUAACUCCUCAGACAUGUUAUACUGGGGCCAUGUCAACAUAUCAGUGCCAACCAGAACCUCAGCACACCCAUGUGGAUCAGAUGCAGUACAAUCCAGCAAUUCCAGGUCCACAGGCAUUUGUAAACAAGAAUGGAGGAGUUUUAAAUGACAUGUACCCUGCUCAAUUAAGUAACAUAAGUAACACUCAGACUGCCACACAUCUUCAGCCACUUCAUCAUCCAGCAGAAACCAGACCUUUCCCUGACUUGACACCCAGUGGAUUCCUAUAAUUCCAAACCCAAUUUUCACCUUAAUUUUUUACUAGUUUGUGAAGAAUCACAGAAUAAAAAACCUGUCAAUGUUGGACAUCAGCAAAUUCACACGGAGCCAGUGAUGCAUGUUGUUCGCACUGUUAUUCCAAAUCAAAUUGUAACGUUUGCCUUUGUAAAAUUCAACAUUACAUGUAGCAUCCUUGUUAAAACAGAAAAUGUGCUGCCAGAAAAGUGAGAUCAUUUACAUUUCACAUCCUCUGGGUUCCACAGAAUAUGCGAAACUUAUGCAGGAGAACUUUAAGACCCUUUGAAACCAGAAAACUCUCUGUGUGUGCAUUAUUUCUGUCAGAAUAACAAUGAAAUACUUUAAAUUUUGAACUUACGGAUUUUCAUCAGUGUACUAAAUACAAAGUGAAAAGACUAACAUCCUCCUAUGUUUUUAGCAUCUGCUUUUGUCUUUCUGCUUUUAAAUGGUUAGGUGUUUUUAUAAAAAGAUACAAUGCUUUCCUCCUUCACUGUUAAUCUAAGUGCCUCACAUUUUUCCUACCUAUGACUCUGUAGGAUGUAUAUUUUAUAUAAAAUAUUCUUUUCUUUUUUAAAUUAAUAACAUUCUGCACACAAAUAUUACUUGUAUUUCCUAAAUUCAGUCAUUUUUAUUCAGGCAUGUUUUUGCUGCACUACUCACCACUGUCUUUAGGUAAAGGGCAAAUAUUAAUAGGAUAAUUAUUUAUUAUGUAAUCUAGUUGCUUCUGUGCUUUAAAUAUUGUAUGUGCCUUAUGUUGAAAAAUUCCAAAGUAAAAUGUCUUUCCAAAUUAUUUCAUAAUUAUUAUAGAAAUAUUAAGACUAGCACUUAAAUUUCAGUAGUGUUUUCAGAAGAGAUGUAUCACUGUUUACCUUUACUGAAAUCUCACAAUGGCAGUUGAAUGUUGCCAUGUGAAAAAUCUUUUGUUAAAUGGAACCAUGUUUAUUAAAUUACAGUGAAAAGCAGCAGGCUUAUGUCUAGCUUUUUAAUUAAAUUAAGCAAAGCAUUCAUUUCGGUGUGUAUAAAUUUUCUGUAAAAUGUCUUACAGCUAUAACCCUUUAUGAUAUAGUAUUAUAUUAACUUUAUAAAUUUCACUUUUUAAAACAGUGGAACAUUUGUUUUUUAAUCAUAUUUGAGGAGUUUUAAGGUUGAAGAUAGCAAUUUUUGGUGCAAAGUAUUGUAAUGAAUGAAAAGAAUGGUGCAUUGUACAGACAUAUUGAACAAAAUGACUUGUAAAAUACUGUCAGUAUUUCAUUUAAGAGUAGUCCAUACCCUAUAUAUGCACAUAAUUUGGACUUUAUGUAUAUUUUAUCAGUGUGUCUUAAAUAAUGGACUGAACAGCUUUUAAAUUGAUAUCAAGAAAAAGAAAAUGACAUAGUUUACCUUUAAAAGUUGGUUUUCUAAUACAGUGACUUUCAUUACCAAAAAAGACAAAUUAAUCAUCCUACCCACUUUACUGUCCUUAAGCAAUUUAAAGGAAAAAAAUGCCAUUAUCUGCUAUUCUUUUACUUAAAUAUAACAUCUGAAGUGCAUAUACACAUUUUAAUAUGUUACUCAAAAAUAUGAUGGAAUCUCAAAGAUUAGUACAAAAAUACAUUUUUAUUUUCUUAAUAUAUACAAAGAUGAUACAAAAUAUCUCAGUUAUGUACAUUUUUAGUCAAAAUUUUGAAUCUUUACAUUAAUUCAUGUUGAAAAAGAUUUGUCUAAACAUUUCAUAAUUUGUUUCUAGAAUGAGUUAUCACUAAGAAUUUAAGCCAGUGGUUUAAAUUAAUAUUCUAUUUUUACAUUUAAAUUUCUCAUUAGAAGUAUUCAUAUAAACCAGUUUUGUUAUUUUAUGUUAUUGGAUGAAUUGUUUAGCUGAAAAACUAGGAUUUUAAAAUUGUGACUAUGAUGACAACCGGUUAUACACUUUUAAAUUAACAGUUUUUAAAGCAAUAUUGUAAUUUUUACCUACAUAAAAUAAUUAAAAUUUAUCUGAAAUAAUAAAAUCACAUUAAAUUACACCUUUGUCUGUAUUGCUAAGUCCCAAAGAAAGAAUAGAACUGCUAUUUUAAGGGAUUUAUUUGUAGACAGUAUGCACAUCUAAAGAUGUGGAUGUGUCUAAUUUGAACUUUUCCUGUACCAGGUUGUGCUUUCAGUACCUGAAGAUUUACCAGUGAUUCCAUGUAAUAUGAAGCUUUAAAUCACUAUUAUGUACACACUAAUGUUUUCCAGUAUUAAUAAAUUUUAGGUAAAUCUUUUUAUAGUUUUUCUCUUUCCUUCAAAAUGUUACUACUUACAUAUCCCAUGCAUAGAUUUUUGUUUAAAGUAUGAUUUAUAUAUCCUUACUUAGUAAACAAAAUUGUAUAUAGUAAUAAAAUAAUGACCAUAUAUGAGUAACCUAUUGUAAUGUAGAUUCUCCUUUCUGAUCCAUAUAAGGGAAAUGAUUGCUUAUAGUAUAGUAUUGUGACUAUGUCAGAUGAAGGUUAGCUAUAAUAGUUAAGAGUAUAAAUUAAUAAUUCAUAAACAUCUUCCCCAAUUUUUCCCCUCAAUGUUUUGGCCUCUACAUGAAUAGUUAAAAACAUACUUUUAAUAACUUCAUAAAUUAAAAUGGUUCUGAAAUUGACUUUGUUUUCCUUUUUAUGUGAUACUAGGGCUUGAACCUAAGGCCUUACACCAGUCUACAUUUCCAUCUUCCCAUCCCUUUUUAUGUCUGUAUGUAUUUUCUGUGAGGAAGACAGAGUCUAAGUUGCUAAAUUGUCCAGCCUGGGCUUGAACUUGCGAUCUCCCUGCCUCACCCUCACAGAGUGCCAGAAUUACAAGCUUGUGCCACCGUGCUGUGCUGAAAUAGACUACUUUUUCUUCUUAAAAACCUUGUAUUAUCAGUUUUAUAAAUGUGAUAGUGUUAGUAUCUCAGUAUAACAGAGUAUUUUAGGGGGAAAAAAAAAAAAACUAAUGAGGAAACUCAAGUUACACAUUUAGAGAUGAGGAAACAGGCC